Anolis sagrei ordinatus is the source of this 1991-nucleotide messenger RNA. It is a transcript of the gene TELO2, whose product is annotated as telomere maintenance 2. Gene Ontology annotation, molecular function: telomeric repeat DNA binding; Hsp90 protein binding. Gene Ontology annotation, biological process: protein stabilization; telomere maintenance via telomerase. The record is from RefSeq and is a predicted model, not a curated record. Gene Ontology annotation, cellular component: cytosol. Lineage: Eukaryota; Metazoa; Chordata; Lepidosauria; Squamata; Anolidae.
GAACUUGUUGGAUUGCCUUCUUUCUUCCCAGAACUACUCACAAGCUUCAUGGAAGGGAUGAAAUGUCAUCUGGACAGCAAUUCACCCCGAAUCCGCUUGAUGGGAAUGGUUGUGGCAGAAUGCCUUAGCGAGAAGAUUACACCUGAAGGCCCUGCCUUGAAAUUCCAGUAUGAAGAAGAUGAUGAAAUCAAAGAACUAAAAUCGUUGGUGACAGAAAAACCUGAUGAAACAACUGUCAGUGAUACACCAAGUAUCAAGAACGGUAUCUCAGCCGCAGGUCCAAGAGAGGUUCCGAAGCCCAGCAUGAAAGAAGUCCCUGCUGCAUCUAAAGAAGUGGCUCAAGGAACGGACUCCGAACUUGAUAGUGACGACGAGCUUCUUCCGUAUGACAUGUCCCAUGACAAAGAACUGAAAAAAACCAAGGCUCCCACCUACCUUCGAGACUGUCUUGAAAUCUUGACUGGGCCUGAAGAUGCCGACAAAUAUGAAGCUGCGAUGACUGUCCUGGAGACUCUGAUCCGAAAGAAUGCAGCAGCCGUGCAGGAGAUGGGUGUGGAACUGGCAAAAGUAUUGCUGCAUUUGGAAGAGAAAAGCUACAUCGAAGGCUUUGUGGGGCUUCGGCAAAGUGCCAUGGCGGCCAUCGUUGUCAUCCACCCAAUCCCAGUGGCUCAGUAUCUGACCUCUGAGUUCUACUCCUUGAAUUAUAGCCUCCGCCAGCGGAUGGACAUCUUGGAUGUGCUGACCAUGGCGGCUCAGGAACUUUCUCAGCCAGUGUCUCCAGACUCAAAGCAACCUCCCCCAAGCGAUGGCAGCCAGAUUCAGUUUAGUGGGAGUUCUUCUUCUGAUUGGCAAAAAGUUGUGGAUGAGAGGAUCAAAAACAAGACCCGGAGGUUUGCAAAGGGCCGGUCCCAAGCAGAGCCACGAUGUGCACCUAAUCGAUUUGGUCCUGUUGCCGGCCAUUUCUUCUUCCCACUUCUUCAGAACUUUGACAGGCCACUAAGCACCUUUGACCUUCUGGGAGACGAUCACCUGGUCUUGGGCCGCCUGGCACAUACCUUGGCCAUUCUGAUGUAUUUUGCUGUCAACACUGUGGUAGCAGCUGCAAUGGGAAAGGCACUAUUGGAGUUCAUCUGGGUGCUGCGUUUCCACACAGAUACAUACGUGCGCCAAGGGCUCCUCUCUUGUGUUUCUUCCCUGGUCCUUAGUCUCCCUCCUGAGCAUCUCCUUGAGGACAUGGCAGAGGAGCUUUUGGAAAUCAGAUUUUGGUUGGCAGAUGUUGCAGAGAAGGAUCCAGAUGGUGAGAGCAGAAGGCUGGCGGUGCAGAACCUGCUCCUGGUCGAAAACCUGAAAAAAAGGCUCGAAAGCUCUCCUCCCUAAUGAAGGGGAGGCCCUUUUGCUGCCAUCUUGAUUAAGUUGAUGGUUCAGGAUAUCUACAACUGUUGAGUAGGAUGUUGACACAGCGGAUGUGGAAAUUAUGUCCCAUGCCACCAUGAGACCCAGAUAAUUUGCACAAAAGAGCAGCCUGCUUAAUCAGGUCACUGGUUUUCUGCAACUCCUGUUUGUGUAUAUGUGAAAGAACUGGAAUCCACAAACACAAAUGGUCAGUUUGAUGCUAGAUGGUUAAAAAAUGACCAUCCCCUCUUUGUGCAACAUGGACAUUCAAGACCCCUGAAGCCACCCUCCAUGUCUAUUGCAGCAGGAAGCCUACAUUUAUAUGGUUUUUGGCCAUUUCCGGUCCCUCUCCUCCAGCACCUCAACUUUUUCCGAUAGAGAAAAUGUACUGAAAACAUGUUUUUUUCUUAAAAGAUUAAAAAAUAAAUUAGUAUUACUAAUGUUAAACUUUUUCUACCCAGCCUUCUCCCUCUUAAAAAAUAAUAAUCAAGAUCCAAUGGUAUUUUGAGGUUUAUGAAAGCAAUGCUUUGUCCUGAAUGAUUUCCAAAAACUUUCCAUCUUGUAAUUUGAUAUAAAAUGCAUAAAACAAGUAUAUUAAA